AUGCGGUGCACGUCGGGACACGUGUUUCUGACGAGUUUGCUGAUACUACUUCGAGCACGCCGAGCAAACGCAGCCCCGGAGGAUUCACCUGAAUUUCAGAACAAAGCGCCGUUGAAGUUGGUCUGGGCCAGCGAAGGAGAAGACGUGGAAUUACCGUGCGACAUCACUCCGCCGACACCGACCGACGUUGUGAACAUGGUGCUUUGGUUCAGAGAUUCUGAUGGAAUACCUCUGUACAGCUUGGACGCGAGAAGCGGAGAUCUCUCUUCCGCCAUUCACUGGGCGGUCAGCGAUGAUCUGGGCAAGAGGACGUACUUUCAGAUCGGGGACGGCCAACGAGCAAAGCUGAAAGUCACCAAAGUUAUGUACAAGGACCAAGGAAUCUUCAGAUGCCGGGUAGACUUUAUCGAUUCCCCGACACGGAAUUUUCUAGUGAAUCUUACGCUAGUGGAGGAACCAUCCAAGCCUGUGAUAUACAAUGCCCAGGGGCGAGAAGUGACAGGAGUUGGCGGACCGUUUCUCCAGGGUUACAACCUCGCCUUGACCUGCCAAGUAUCCGGAGGACGACCAAGACCAUCCGUGACGUGGUGGAAAGACGGCGAGAUUCUGGACGGUGUCGUCGACACAGUUUCCAUCGGUGCACCCAGCAAAUUCACGGUGAACCACCUUUUCAUCGAUAAAGUGACGAGAUCGUUGUGGGGCACCAAACUCGAGUGCAGAGCUCAAUCGGCGCCAAUGUCGGCACCGAUCGUGAGGGAAGUUCCUCUGGACAUUUACCUGAAGCCGGCGGUCGUGAAAAUCAUCCUGAGCGAAGAACAGAUUUACGCGGGUCGACCGAUCGCAGCGCGCUGCGAAACGUGGGGAAGUUCGCCGGCAGCCAGGAUCGUUUGGAGGUUGGGCGAGCAGGUGAUCGGCGAACCAAACGUGUCCACCACGCAGAGGAGCAAUUCUACGGUCAGCAAGUUGGCGUUGGCCCUCGGGAAGGACGACGAUGGCAAGGAAUUAACUUGUCGAGCCGAAAAUCCCAGAUUUCCCGGUGGAAACCUCGAGCAAACGAAAGUGCUAAGCGUUGCCUAUGCCCCUGUGGUCGCCAUUCACCUUGCUACCGGUUACGUUCUGGACACACUGAGGGAAGGGGAUGAUCUAAAGUUGGUCUGCAACGUGGAGAGUAACCCGCUUUCGACCAAGGUCAUAUGGUACCAUAACGGUAAUCGAUUGGAGCACGACGUGGCCACUGGAACGUUGAUUGCCUCGAACACGUUGACUUUAAGGAUAUUGACUCUGGCGCACGGUGGCCAGUACUCCUGCGGAGCGAUCAAUUCCGUGGGGGAGGGAGGCAGUCCACCGAUCUUCAUUCGCGUCAAAUAUGCUCCGAGAUGCCGAGUGGGUUACGAGCGGCAGGAGAUCGCGGCUAGUCGUCGCGAGACGGUGUCGUUGCGAUGCGAGGUCGACGCGAUUCCGACGGAUGUCGUGAGAUUCUCUUGGACGUACAACGGGACGCGCGGUGACGUGUUACCGAUGCAGAACUCCAAAGCUCGGAAUAACGGGCUCGUUAGCGUUCUCGAGUACACUCCUACCGCUGACACCGACUUUGGAACUCUCGCUUGCUGGGCAAGCAACAGCAUCGGCAGACAAAGGACGCCCUGUAUAUUCAACAUCGUACCGGGUAAGGCACCGCAGCCACCGUUCGACUGUUCCCUGCAGAACGAGACCAGCUCGUUGGAAGUGAACUGUGUCCCUGGCGCGGAUGGUGGUUCGCCGCAGUACUUUUUGUUGGAAGUUCGUGGUGCCCCGAGGAACCCCAGGGUCGUUCAGGUGAACGCAGCCACGCUUCACGCGCCCCAAAGCGAUCAGGGAGCGGUCGGAGAAGUGCCGGCUAUAUACCAAGAAAAGAAUAUGAUGCCCAAUUUUCAACUGCACGAUCUUGAACCUGGCGUCGAUUACACGUUAUACGUGUACGCGGUAAACGGUCAAGGCAGAAGCGAACCUGCGCUUCUGGAGCACGUUAGCGUGGUUGAACCGAUCGGUGGAAGAUUGGAGAGAACCGGGACUGGAAUCUUCUUGGACGAUCUGAAGAAAGCGUUGCCGAACGCCAACUCGGAGAACCUGAUCAUCGUGAUCGCCCUGACAGGUACAGGAGCGGUUGCUUUGAUCCUGAUUGGCAUCGGUGUGAUCAUUGGACUGGCUAUAUGCAGAAGGAGAAACGGUUCCCCUGUCAAAGAUGGUCCGGACGAUUUCACAACCCCUACUUACGUCUCAGCUCAAAGAAUCGAGCCAAGGAUCAGAUACUCGGGCGAUGGCAGACGUUCCCAAAGAACGAGUCUAUACGUCGAGGAUAGUCGAAACGAACCGGAUCUCCUGCAAAGAGUCGAGAUCGAUAUGCACAACUAA
Messenger RNA from Dufourea novaeangliae, 2391 nucleotides. RefSeq names its product hemicentin-2-like (gene side). Gene Ontology annotation, molecular function: protein binding. The transcript is spliced from 12 exons. NCBI's taxonomy places the organism in Eukaryota, Metazoa, Arthropoda, Insecta, Hymenoptera, Halictidae. The coding region runs from base 1 to 2391 and encodes 796 amino acids. The record is from RefSeq and is a predicted model, not a curated record.